CUCAGCCGCCCGGUGUUCACGUCGACUCCGGUUCCCGGAACGGACCGUGAGUGAGAUGACCGCAGGCCCACGCACUGGCCGGUGGUCGUGUCGCUCGGCCAACGUUAUAUUGGCCCUGGCAGUAUUUAAAAAUUCUUAUUUCAUUCAUAUGGUAUUGAAUAGAAAUGGAUCCAGCAUUACUGAAAGAAAGGGAGCUGUUCAAGAAGCGUGCCCUUUCCACUCCUGCUGUAGAAAAACGAAAAGUGCCCUGCUCUUCAGGUUCCUCUAGUUCUAAAAAGAAGAAACCGAAGUCAGAUCAAGGAGGUGCCUCAAAAUCAAAUUCAGAAAAUGGAUCUUUAUCAUACAGGGCACUUCCAGGAAGCACUGGGUACAAAUUUGGAGUUCUUGCUAAAAUAGUGAAUUACAUGAAGACACGCCACCAGCGUGGAGAUACCCAUCCAUUGACCUUGGAUGAAAUUCUGGAUGAGACUAAACUCUUGGACAUUGGCAUGAGGCAGAAACAAUGGUUAAUGACAGAGGCACUUAUAAACAACCCAAAAAUUGAUGUGACAGAUGGAAAAUAUGCCUUUAAACCCAAGUACAACUUGAGAGAUAAAAAAGCUCUUUUAAGGCUUUUGGAUAAGCAUGAUCAGCGUGGUUUGGGAGGGAUCCUCUUAGAAGACAUAGAGGAAGGAUUACCCAAUGCACAGAAAGCUAUCAAGGUAUUGGGGGACCAAAUUGUGUUUGUAACACGACCUGAUAAAAAGAAGAUUCUCUUCUAUAAUGACAGAAGUUGCCAGUUCACGAUAGAUGAAGAAUUUCAGAAAUUGUGGAGAAGCAUUCCAGUGGAUUCUAUGGAUGAAGAGAAGAUUGAAGACUAUUUAAAAAAACAGGGAAUUUCUUCAAUGCAGGAGACGGGACCAAAGAAAGUGGUAUCUGUGCAGAAGAGGAAAAAGUCUGCUUCUCAGAGAAAAAGGAAAUUCAAGGCACAUAAUAAUCAUAUGGCAGGACUGCUGGAAGACUACUCUGAAGGUGUAUCUAGCAAAGAGUAGCUAUAUGGAAAGAACAAGGAUAACAAUACUUGAACAGGAACUGAAUAAUACAACAAAGUGCUGUGAUUGAAGCACAGUGCAGUAAGACCGAUCAUAGUUUUUUCAGUUGAGAUCCCUUAGUUCUGUUACUUAAAUCUUAUUUGAAAGUUUAUAGAAACCAGCAUUACCGAUUAUGGAGUUAACUUAUUGGAUAAGAUCUGUUUUGGUAUGAUUCUUGCUCAGUAAAAUGUGUUUUCAGUAUCAUGGGUUCUUAUCUUUUUUUGGAUUUCUGAAGUGUUUGGGGAAUAUUGUAUAAUAAAAACAAGCAUGUGUUGUCCACUGAUCUCCCUCCUGGCACUUAUCCGUGUAAGCGGAACAAGUGCUACACAUGCCCUUACACUUCCUCCCUUACCACCAUUCAGGGCCCCAAACAGUCCUUCCAGGUGAGGCAUCACUUCACCUGUGAGUCGACUGGGGUGAUAUACUGCGUCCGGUGCUCCCGAUGUGGCCUUUUAUAUAUUGGUGAGACCCGACGUAGACUGGGAGACCGCUUUGCUGAACAUCUAUGCUCUGUCCGCCAGAGAAAGCAGGAUCUCCCAGUGGCCACACAUUUUAAUUCCACAUCCCAUUCCCAUUCUGACAUGUCUGUCCACGGCCUCCUGUACUGUGGAGAUGAAGCCACACUCAGGUUGGAGGAACAACACCUUAUAUUCCGUCUGGGUAGCCUCCAACCUGAUGGCAUGAACAUCGACUUCUCUAACUUCCGCUAAGGCCCCACCUCCCCCUCGUACCCCAUCUGUUACUCAUUUUUAUGCACACAUUCUUUCUCUCACUCUCCUUUUUCUCCCUCUGUCCCUCUGAAUAUACCUCUUGCCCAU
This is a messenger RNA of Mobula hypostoma (lesser devil ray), 1888 nucleotides long. RefSeq names its product general transcription factor IIE, polypeptide 2, beta (gene gtf2e2). Gene Ontology annotation, biological process: transcription initiation at RNA polymerase II promoter. The transcript has 8 exons. The coding region runs from base 165 to 1031 and encodes 288 amino acids. NCBI's taxonomy places the organism in Eukaryota, Metazoa, Chordata, Chondrichthyes, Myliobatiformes, Myliobatidae. Gene Ontology annotation, cellular component: transcription factor TFIIE complex. The record is from RefSeq and is a predicted model, not a curated record. Gene Ontology annotation, molecular function: TFIIH-class transcription factor complex binding.